CUCAGGCUCUUCCCCUCCGUCUAGGUCUGGAUGGAGGAUACUUUAAAGUGAAAUGACAGACCAGGAGAAUAACAACAACAUCUCAAGUAACCCCUUUGCUGCCCUUUUUGGCUCUCUGGCUGAUGCCAAGCAAUUUGCAGCAAUCCAGAAAGAGCAGCUGAAGCAUCAGUCUGAUGAACUUCCAGCAAGUCCUGAUGACUCGGAUAAUAGCGUGUCGGAGAGCCUGGAUGAAUUUGACUAUUCUGUGGCUGAGAUCAGCCGCUCGUUCCGGUCCCAGCAGGAAAUAUGUGAGCAACUCAACAUCAAUCACAUGAUCCAAAGGAUCUUUCUCAUUACUCUGGACAACAGUGACCCAAGCAUGAAGAGCGGAAAUGGCAUCCCCAGUCGCUGCGUGUACUUGGAAGAAAUGGCUGCAGACCUGGAAGAUCAGGACUGGCUCGAUAUGAACAAUGUGGAGCAGGCUGUCUUUGCUCGCUUGUUACUUCAAGACCCUGGCAAUCACUUGAUUAACAUGACCUCUUCGACAACAGUGAAUCUCUCUGCUGAUCGAGAUGCUGGAGAAAGGCACAUUUUUCGCUACCUGUAUUCCUGCUUCCAAAGAGCUAAGGAAGAGAUCACCAAAGUUCCCGAGAACCUCUUGCCCUUCGCAGUGCAGUGCCGGAACCUCGUGGUGUCCAACACUCGGACCGUGCUCCUCACACCAGAGAUCUACGUAGACCAGCACAUCCAUGAGCAGCUGGUGGACUUGAUGUUAGAAGCCAUCCAAGGAGCUCAUUUUGAAGAUGUGACUGAGUUUUUGGAAGAGGUGAUUGAGGCCCUGGUGUCCGAUGAGGAAGUUCGGACCUUUCCCGAAGUCAUGAUUCCAAUGUUUGAUGUCCUGUUGAACCGAAUCAAAGAUCUGGAGCUGUGCCAGAUGCUGCUGUAUGCCUACCUGGAUAUUCUCCUCUAUUGCACUCGGCAAAAGGACAUGGCAACGGUCUUUGUCGAAUACAUUCAGCCCAAGGACCUGAGCAACGGACAGAUGUACCAGAAGACCUUGCUGGGCAUAAUCCUGAAUAUCUCCUGCUUGUUGAAGACUCCGGGGGUUGUCGAAAACCACGGCUACUUCCUGAACCCAUCUAGGUCCAGUCCCCAGGAGAUCAAAGUACAGGAGGCCAACAUCCAUCAGUUCAUGGCUCAGUUCCAUGAAAAGAUCUACCAGAUGCUGAAGAACUUACUCCAGCUCUCUCCAGAAACCAAGCACUGUAUCUUGUCCUGGCUUGGAAACUGCCUGCAUGCGAAUGCCGGCCGCACCAAGAUUUGGGCCAAUCAGAUGCCAGAAAUCUUCUUCCAAAUGUAUGCAUCAGAUGCCUUCUUCCUGAACCUGGGUGCUGCCCUCCUGAAGCUCUGCCAGCCUUUCUGUAAACCCAAAUCCUCACGGCUGCUCACCUUUAAUCCCACUUACUGUGCCCUGAAGGAGCUGAAUGAUGAAGAACGAAGAAUUAAAAAUGUACACAUGAAAGGUUUGGACAAAGAGACCUGUUUGAUCCCUGCUGUACAGGAGCCAGAGUUUCCUCAGAACUAUAACCUCGUCACAGAGAAUCUUGUUCUUACAGAGUACACUCUGUACCUGGGAUUUCAUAGGUUGCAUGAUCAGAUGGUAAAAAUCAACCAAAAUCUGCAUCGGCUGCAGGUUGCCUGGCGAGACGCUCAGCAGAGCGGUAGCCCUGCUGCCGACAAUCUACGGGAGCAGUUUGAGCGGCUGAUGACCAUCUACCUUUCCACCAAGACCGCCAUGACAGAGCCCCAGAUGCUGCGUAACUGCCUGAACUUGCAGGUGUCCAUGGCGGUUCUGCUAGUGCAGCUGGCCAUAGGCAACGAGGGUUCACAGCCAAGGGAGCUGACCUUUCCUCUGCCAGAUGGCUACAGCUCUCUGGCCUAUGUGCCAGAAUUUUUUGCAGAUAACUUGGGUGAUUUCCUCAUUUUCCUCCGCCGCUUCGCCGAUGAUGUCUUGGAGACAUCAGCAGAUUCCUUGGAGCAUGUCCUUCAUUUUAUCACCAUUUUCACUGGCAGCAUAGAAAGAAUGAAAAAUCCUCACCUAAGAGCCAAACUGGCUGAGGUGUUAGAAGCGGUGAUGCCCCACUUGGAUCAAACCCCAAGUCCCUUAGUAUCCAGUGUAUUCCACCGGAAGCGUGUGUUCUGCAAUUUUCCCCAUGCCCCCCACCUCGCAGAAGCUCUAAUUAAGGUCUUCGUGGACAUAGAGUUUACAGGAGACCCCCAUCAAUUUGAACAGAAGUUUAAUUAUCGCCGUCCCAUGUACCCAAUCCUGCGGUAUAUGUGGGGAACGGAUCCUUAUCGAGAGAGUAUUAAGGACUUGGCGGACUAUGCCUCUAAGAAUCUAGAAGCCAUGAACCCCCCACUUUUCCUCCGCUUUCUCAACCUGCUAAUGAACGAUGCUGUCUUCCUUUUAGAUGAAGCCAUACAGUAUUUGAGCAAGAUCAAGAUUCAGCAGAUUGAGAAGGACCGUGGCGAGUGGGACAGCCUGGCCCCAGAAGCCCGGCGGGAAAAGGAAGCCGGCCUGCAGAUGUUUGGCCAACUCGCGCGUUUCCAUAACAUCAUGUCCAACGAGACCAUCGGUACCCUCGCUUUCCUCACGUCAGAGAUCAAGUCCCUCUUCGUGCACCCCUUCCUAGCCGAGCGCAUCAUCUCCAUGUUGAACUACUUUCUGCAGCACUUGGUUGGGCCCAAAAUGGGAGCCUUAAAGGUCAAGGACUUCAGCGAAUUCGACUUCAAACCCCAACAGCUUGUGUCAGACAUCUGCACCAUCUACUUGAAUCUUGGGGAUGAGGAGAACUUCUGUGCGACUGUACCCAAGGAUGGACGCUCCUACUCCCCCACUCUGUUUGCACAGACAGUCCGAGUCCUGAAGAAAAUAAAUAAGCCCGGGAAUAUGAUUGUGGCAUUCAGCAAUUUAGCAGAAAGAAUCAAGUCUCUAGCCGACCUCCAGCAGCAGGAAGAGGAGACCUAUGCGGAUGCAUGCGAUGAGUUCCUUGACCCCAUCAUGAGCACACUGAUGUCGGACCCCGUGGUGCUGCCGUCCUCCAGAGUCACUGUGGACCGGUCCACCAUCGCCCGCCAUCUGCUCAGUGACCAAACAGAUCCCUUUAAUCGUAGUCCCCUCACCAUGGACCAGAUCCGGCCAAACACAGAACUGAAAGAAAAAAUCCAAAGGUGGCUUGCAGAGAGGAAACAGCAAAAGGAGCAACUUGAAUAAAUACUGUGAACUAAAGAAAUCAAACCAAGCCCAGAGUGUAGGAGCACUGUACUUUCUUGCUGUCUGCUUCUGUCACUCUUCUUUCUCUCUUUUUCUUUUUCCCUUUCUUGACUCCAUUAGAGAACUGCUCCUGCUCAAAUUAUGAUCAUUUUGAUUCCUAAGAACUUGACAAUGCUCACCCAGCUCACAGGAAUGAUACUUAUGACAGCCUCCCCAGGUUUAGAAUCGUCACUCAUUUUUUUUCCCCAUGUUCUUUCUUCUUUUCACUUCCUUCUCCUACCUUAAUUUAUAUUAACUUCCACUACUAAAACUUGCUGUUACUAUUUUCCUUUCAAGAACUGCUCAGAUAUCAUGGUGAGCACAAUUGCUUGUAAGUAUGCGAAGUCCUGUGAGAGCUCUGAUACCAUCAGAACUGCCUGUUAUAAAGGUAGUCACACGUCCUCCUGCCCCCAACUGCCCUUUUCCACCUUCCUUUUAAGCUUUAUACUGUUAUGACCUUUCACCUCUUGCACAUAAAAGAUACUUUGACAUUUGAGUGGUCUUUUGAGUAAGGUGAUAGAUGAAAUGAAAGAAAGGAAUCUUAGGUAAUGUCUCUUGGUAGCAUUCACUAUUGUAUUAUCUCGUAACUGAAUAUUUUUAUGUCUUAACCAGGGAGUACAGACAAGUACGUGAGUUGUUCAUGAGCACAGGAAACAUAACCUUAUAGGAUAUUUAAGAGGAUUGAUUGAUUGAUUGAUUGAUAGAUGGACUUGAUUCCCAAACCUGAGCAACAAAUUCUGAGGUGAGCAAAUAAAGGCUGCUCUUUUUUUUUUUUUAAUGGAAAUCUUUACUACAAAGAUUAGACUUCAGUAGAAGAGACUUAGAUAGCAAAUACCAUACCCCUACAAAAAUGUUACAAUAGGCCAUAUUUACUAUGGCCCACACACUGUAGGCUAAAUUCCGAGACUCAAAAACUCAUCAAGUUCAUGUUUGCUUGGGGUUAGGGAUGUCUAACUCAGGAUUGGGUCACCAAUUAACAAAGUAGGAAUCUGAUCACAACCUUAUCCACCAGUUAUUCGUUCCACUACCCACCUGAGUGGAAGAUAUGAUGGGUGCACCCCACUCAGACCAGGUGGACUUCACUGCUGAGUGAGACAUAUUCCCCCUCUGGACCUACCUGCCUCUCUUUACACAGCAUUAUCUUACAGAGCCCAAAGACCUCAUCAAUGACAGACUCAACACCUAUCUAGAAGUUGGGGGUCAGGGCAGUUGCAUUCAGAGGAGAUAAGGGCCCCUCCGAGGCAGCUGCCUGAUCAUUCACCAGACGGUGCUAUAAGCAGCUUUUGAGCUGGAUGGUGCCAGUUGGAAAACUGCAACUCAGAGCAACCUGCACUGGCUGUGAAGCUGAUGUUUGUUGCCCAUCACUGUCUCACUGUCCUGAUUAAAGCCAGAGCCCUUUUUGCAGCUGCCAGGUUGUCAGUGGUGACUCCUGUGUGCUGCCUGGGCCUCCUGGCAUACUUCGGGGGAUCAUUUUCUUAAACUGAGCUGCGAUCGCGUAUUUAUUAUCCUCCUUUACUUUGGAUAGUGACCUGCACGUGUAUACAAUAAGCUUCCACCUCCUUGCAUUUAUCUUAUACACUUAAUCUAACAGGGUGUUUUCAGUUUUUUAGAGGGGCAAGGGAUGGGGGUCUGGAGCAAGGAGGGGAGGAGGACCUGAGGUUUGUGGGAGACAGUUGGAGGGAAGAAGGCUCAGACCCUGGAAAGGCAGCUCUCCUCAGCAACUUUCCAGUUGACAAGCCUUGAUGCUGCCUCUGCCUCUGUCUCUGUGUCUGUCAUGUACUUCGUCUUGGGAUUCUAUGUCUUUCCUGGUCCACUGUUCUGGUGUCCUGAGCUUUUUUCCUGAAAUUUUUUUAUGAAUGGCAAUGGUGUCAUCAAUGCUGCUGGACAUUUUCAUUCAUCACAAAACGGCAAAUGUGUAGCUUCGGGCCACCACUGGUAAUGAAAUCCAGUUUUCUCUAUGCCUUUUUAACUUUCCUUGAAGUCAUUUUAAUAUGAUGCUCCCCCAAAAAAUGUGAUCUUCAUGAUCAUCUUGCUACAGCACAGGGUUGUAUUAUGCACUUCUUAGAAGCUUCAAGAAGUGUUUUGUGGUCUCGAAAUCAGAAGCUGUUCCGAAUCUGUUAGGGCAGACUCUCUGCUGGCUGUGUGGAAUGAGUACCCUAGGAAAAGGAAGACUCAUCAGUUUUCAUGCGACCUACCAGGAGGGUAAUACUAUGCUAUGGAAAUGAUUGAAGUUUUGUCAAGCAAUCUGGGUCUGUGGGUUUUUGUUUUUCUUUUUUUUUUUUUUUUUAACUAAUCUUAAUGGCUAUGUGAAAACUGAAAGACACUUGAAAGAUUUUUAAGUGAUGCAGGGGAAGGUGCCAAUUGCUAUUUGGUAUCUCACUCCACAAAGGCUUCAUUACUUGAUUUGAUGCUGGUUGCUAAGCAGCGGCCGCACAGAGCUUAAGUCGGCUGGGUGCCUUUACAAGUCCGAGGCUGCGGCUGCACAGCGGAAGUCACAUGAGGAAACAAUGCCCAUGCUCUCACUGCAAAAGAGAAGACUGAGAGAGAAAAUGAGAACAGAACAGCCACAAGGGGAAUUGAAAUAAAACUGGAUCACCAUUAACUCUGUUUUGAAACAUUCCAGGAAGAUGACUUCUUAACAGGAAGGUGACUUAUCAAACUUGCCCAGGGAGGGGGGUGUCUGUUCAGAAGCCUGUAUUUAAUAAACGACCACCUGAAUAAA
Molecule: messenger RNA, 6014 nt
Organism: Suncus etruscus (white-toothed pygmy shrew)
Lineage: Eukaryota; Metazoa; Chordata; Mammalia; Eulipotyphla; Soricidae
Gene: UBE4A
Product: ubiquitination factor E4A
Exons: 20
Coding region: 53-3253 (1066 amino acids)
Biological process (GO): protein polyubiquitination
Cellular component (GO): cytoplasm; ubiquitin ligase complex; nucleus
Molecular function (GO): ubiquitin-ubiquitin ligase activity
Source: RefSeq, a predicted model, not a curated record